AUGUUGGGCUUAUUAUGUAUCGGCGCCUUCUCAUUCGCAGCAUGUGCAAGCGCAAACUUGGCCUAUAAGUCUAGACCAGAUCUCGCUGUUCCUGUGUUGAACAUUACCAUCCCUGCCACCAGCGAUGUCGCAGACGGUCUCAUCUUUUAUACCCCGGAGAGCACCUUUGCGGAUAAUACCAACCAUGGGCCUGCUCAAAGUGGCCCGUACAUCUUCACCGAUAAGGGUGAAUUAGUGUGGUCGGGAUUCGGAUUUAUUGGUCCAAGGAGCGAAAACUUCCAGGUCCAUACAUACAGAGGACAGAAAGUGUUAAGUAUCUUCGAAGGCUCACACAACUCACCGAUGGGUCAUGGCCAUGGACGGACCACCAUCCUCGAUAAUAGUUACCGGUACUUGAACCAGAUCAAGGGAGGGGGCCAUAAGCUGGCAGAUCAGCACGAGUUUCUAUUCUUUGACGAUAACUCUGCCCUCUUCACGGUUUUUGACCCGGUGAUCAGAGACCUAAGUCCUUACGGUGCUACGUCCGACAGUCAGCAAUGGAUUCUUGACAAUAAGAUCCAGAAGGUGGAUACUGAUACAAACCGCGUCUUGUGGGAGUGGAGCUCUCUUGUCCAUGUCGAUCCAGUUUAUACAAACUUGACGCUCCAAAGUGGAAAUGCUGGACUAGGCACAAACUCGAGUCAAGUGUGGCACUACUUCUACAUGAACGCAUUUGAUGUCGACCCCGAAACAAAUACGUACCUGUUAUCUGCUCGAAGCAUGUGCACCAUCUUCAAAAUGGAUGGAAAUACCGGAAAAAUCAUCUGGCAGCUCGGAGGGCCAAAUUCGAAUUUCUCGCUUGGCGAGGGUGUGGAUUUCUGUUGGCAACACGAUACCCGCAUGCAUAAGAAAUACCUGCAUCAUGAAACCAAGGGAUCCAAGGAGAUCAUCUCAUUUUUCGACAAUUCCGCCCAUGAGAAUCUUACCGGAGGGCCUGAUCUCCAAACUCGCAAUUACAGCGCCGGCAAGGUGGUCGAGCUAGAUACGAAAACGCACAAAGCUACAUUAAUCGCCAGCUUCCGGGCCCCAGGGGAUCUCUCAGUCAGGUCGCAGGGAAACCUACAACUUCUCCCGAAUGGGAAUGCAUUUAUCAACUGGGGCUACAAUGGUGCGAUGUCCGAGCACAAGGCCGAUGGAACAACCAUUUUCUUUUCCAAGCUCGACUCUGGAAAAUUCGGCCCGGGGUCGGAGAACUAUCGUGCUUUCAAAUUUGAAUGGCACGCCAUUCCAUACGAAGAACCAGCUUUGGUGGCUUUCAAAGACUCAAAUGGAACUUCGUUCUACGUGAGUUGGAAUGGGGACACUGAAACAAAAGUGUGGAAAUUCUUCGAACAGACUGCCAGUGGCCGAAGAUUUCCACUGGGAAACGCGACCAGGGAUGGGUUUGAGACUGGCUUUCAUACCAAGAAAAAGGUCGGCUUGGUUUUCGCUGAAGCGUACAACAGCAUAGGUGACAAGUUGGUCUCCACUCCAGCCAUUGAAGCUGUGAAGUACAAAGCACCACUUGUCUACACCUAG
Messenger RNA from Penicillium subrubescens, 1557 nucleotides. RefSeq names its product arylsulfotransferase family protein. The record is from RefSeq and is a predicted model, not a curated record. The coding region runs from base 1 to 1557 and encodes 518 amino acids. The transcript has a single exon. Lineage: Eukaryota; Fungi; Ascomycota; Eurotiomycetes; Eurotiales; Aspergillaceae.